Molecule: messenger RNA, 1680 nt
Organism: Didymella exigua CBS 183.55
Lineage: Eukaryota; Fungi; Ascomycota; Dothideomycetes; Pleosporales; Didymellaceae
Product: MFS general substrate transporter
Exons: 5
Coding region: 200-1651 (483 amino acids)
Biological process (GO): transmembrane transport
Cellular component (GO): membrane
Molecular function (GO): transmembrane transporter activity
Source: RefSeq, a predicted model, not a curated record
UAGAGAAUAUAUGUAGGCCGACUAGAAGGCACUCCUUACAAGUUCAACAUUUUGUCUCACCGUCGACUCGCGACUUAUCACUCAAGACCGAGCUCAGCCGUCACCCUCAUCGCCUUGCCUUACGGAUACAAGCGGCCGAUAACUCAUUACAUAACGCACCCGGCGGUCAAGCGACUUUACUGGUAUGAGGUCUGAAGACAUGGACGCCGUGGGCAAGUCCCCAGAGAGUGACCUUGGAUUUGAGGCUGUCGAGACCCUCACGACGGCUCAGCGUAAGCGACUAGUGCUAAAGACUGACCUCGUAAUCAUGCCUCUUGCAAUAGUGUGCAUGACUAUUGCCUUCUUAGAUAAGAAUGCUUUGGGCUACGCCGCCGUUCUCGGCAUUAAGGAAGAUGCACACCUCAAGAACCAAGAGUACAGCUGGCUCGGCAGUAUCUUCUACUUCGGAUACCUCGCAAUGGAGUUCCCUACCCUGUGGUUGAUCACACGCUUUCCGGUCGGCAAGUACGUUGGUAUCUGCCUUACGCUGUGGGGAGUAUGUCUGUGCUUCCUGGCGCUCUGCCAUAACUUCGCUGGUCUGGCAACGGUGCGCUUCAUCCUUGGAAUGCUCGAGGCGGCGACGCUGCCAUGUAUGAUGCUCAUAAAUGCGAUGUGGUAUCUGCGCGAAGAGCAGCCGCUGCGAACAGCGUUUUGGCAUAACACGUUCGCUGGAGUUUUCGGCGGCAUCUUGUCCUAUGGCAUCGGGAAGAUUGGAGGUCCUCUCUCAACCUGGAAAUAUAUAUUUUUGAUUUACGGAGCUUUCACUUUCCUUUUCGGCAUACUAUUCUUCUUCGCAAUGCCCGACUCUCCGUCCACCGCAUGGUUCUUCAACGCCGAAGAAAGGAAGCUCGCCGCCGUGCGCCUUACACCCAAUCAGACUGGCAUCGAAUCUCGAAAGAAAUUCCAACGCAGACAGAUCUGGGAGGCGUUCAAAGAUCCUAAGUGCUACAUGAUCUGGCUCUCGGCCCUAGGAUAUGCUAUUGCUAAUGCCGGUAUCACAAAUUUCAAUCCUUUGAUCAUUUCUGGAUACGGUUUCGGAAAGACCAAGACCCUACUCAUGGCGACACCACAAGCUGCUGUUGCAAUGGUCGCUGGUGCAACGCUGACUGCUGUGUCGAUGUACGUACCGAAGGUUCGAUGUUUCUUUUGGAUCUUCGGAGCUGCGAUGGGCUUGAUUGGCGCCGUCAUGGUGCAUACCCUCCACUCGCCUGAGACACGAAAUGCAAGUUUAGCUGGCGUUUAUCUCAUGGGAUUCUACAAUGUGCCUUGGGUGUUCACGUUGAGCUUGAGUAGCUCUAAUACGGGAGGAGCGAUGAAGAAGAGCUUCAUGGGCAUCACUUGUGCUGUCAUGUACGCCGUCGGCAAUAUCAUCGGCCCUCAAUUUUUCAAGUCAUCGCAAUCACCCACGUAUCCAUUGGGCAUCGGCGCCAUGUUGGUCGCUUUCGCACUAAUGGCAGUUGCUGGGAUAGUGUACUACGGUCUGUGCACCCUCGAGAAUAAGCGCAGGGACAAAGUGUAUGGCGUCGCACAGGACGAAGCAGCAAUUGGAUUACAGGCCGAGAGGGACGACUUGACGGACGGACAGAACGUGAACUUCAGAUACACCUAUUGAGCCUCUGUACCUGAAUGAAGAAUACGACC